UUUUAUUCAUUUCACUUGUAAGUAAUGAUUUUAGCCAAUAGUCCAACCUAUCUGAGAAAACAUAGUAAGAAUCUCCAUGGCUGCUAUGAUCAUGACGCAGAAACUCGCCCAGUUCCCAGAAAUUCUGAAAUACCCUCACAUUCAUUUCGUCGAGAAACCCAAAAACUGGAUUCAAUUCAACAACAAUAAUUUCAGUAAAUCUGUUCAAGUAAUCUCAUCAUCCCUCGUAACUGAUUCAAGUGUUUGUUCACACUCAAAGACCCCAGAAGUGGGCGAAAAGUUUUAUGGUAAAGCUCGAAAUUUGGUCCAAGAGUUCAGUCCCAAAAUCCCAGUAGAAGAAGCGUGGACCCCACCAAGCUCCUGGUACACUGACCCUGAUUUCUACUCUCUUGAGCUUGAUCAAGUAUUCUACAGAGGCUGGCAUCCUGUUGGAUACACUGAACAGAUUGAAGAGCCCCAGCAAAUUUUUACUGGCAGAUUGGGGAAUAUCGAAUAUGUGGUGUGUCGGGAUGAAACUGGCACAUUACGUGCAUUUCACAAUGUGUGUCGCCAUCAUGCAUCUCUUCUUGCCUCUGGAACUGGGAAUAAAUCUUGCUUUGUCUGCCCUUAUCACGGAUGGACUUAUGGGUUGGAUGGAGCACUUUUGAAAGCUACAAGAAUAACUGGAAUCAAGAACUUCAAAGUGAAUGAAAUGGGACUUAUUCCCAUUAGAGUUGCCAUUUGGGGGCCAUUUGUAUUACUUAAUUUUGAAGGAGGUUUGCCUAAGGAAGAUUUUGAUACCAAUGUCAUGGGAAAUGAAUGGCUGGGUACUUCAGCAGAACUACUGAGUGCAAGUGGUGUUGAUACUUCACUGGAUUAUGUUUGUCGACGUGAAUAUACAAUUGAAUGUAACUGGAAGGUAUUCUGCGACAACUACUUAGAUGGAGGUUAUCAUGUGCCAUAUGCACAUAAAGGUCUUGCAUCUGGUCUCAAUCUAGAGUCAUAUUCUAUCAAGAUGUAUGAGAAAGUUAGCAUCCAAAGUUGUGAUGGCAGUGCCGUGAAUAGUGAAGAAGAAUAUGAUCGACUUGGCUCAAAUGCUGUAUAUGCUUUUGUCUAUCCAAACUUUAUGAUUAAUAGGUAUGGACCAUGGAUGGAUACCAACCUCGUUGUCCCAUUGGGACCACGGAAAUGCCAAGUGAUAUUCGAUUAUUUUCUCGAUCCUUCUCUUAGUGAUAACAAUGAUUUUAUUGAAAAGAGUUUGAAGGACAGUGAGAAAGUGCAGAUGGAAGACAUAAUUUUAAGUGAAGCUGUUCAACGGGGCCUUGAGUCUCCGGCAUACAACAUUGGCCGAUACAGUCCUAACGCUGAGAUGGCUAUGCAUCAUUUUCAUUGUCUGCUCUAUGAAAAUCUCUGCAGCUGAUUUUCAUAGUGAAGAAAGGGCAUAUUGAGAAAACACUGCGCUGUUGUAAGAUAACUAAACACGGUCAAGGGAGAAGGGAGAAGAAGUGGCGGAAAUCAGUCCACUCUGGCUCGUCUUUUCUUCGUCCUCGCUACUAUUUAUGAUCCAAAUGAAGCCUUUACUUGUGGAUUAAACUUUUCAAAUGAUUCGUUCACUUGUGUGGCAAACAUGCCCAUUGAUUUUAUUAUGUGCAAUUGAAGAGCUCUUAAUUUUACCAU
This is a messenger RNA of Olea europaea var. sylvestris, 1656 nucleotides long. RefSeq names its product choline monooxygenase, chloroplastic-like. Gene Ontology annotation, molecular function: iron ion binding; 2 iron, 2 sulfur cluster binding. The record is from RefSeq and is a predicted model, not a curated record. NCBI's taxonomy places the organism in Eukaryota, Viridiplantae, Streptophyta, Magnoliopsida, Lamiales, Oleaceae. The transcript is spliced from 10 exons. The coding region runs from base 77 to 1399 and encodes 440 amino acids.